UAUUACAUCCGCCGUUGCCCAACGUUAUUUCUUGUUGGCCAGGAAUGCCCGUUGUAUGAAGUACCAAGUCCAAAUUCAAAACGUGCAACAGUGUUUGUGCGCGAUUUCCUGCUCACCUUUAUCUAUCGGCUUUUCUGGGCCAGUGAUCAUAUUCCUCGAAGAUUGAAAAUGGAAGAUAUCAAAGAAGCAUUUCCACACUACGCUGAAAGUUCGGUACGCAAGCGAUUGAAACAGUGUUCAGAUUUCAAGCGAUUAGGUCAAGGCUCCGAACAAAAUUAUUGGUUUGAUCUUCGCCAUCUCAAAGGACGGCUAAAACGCGAGGAAAUCGUUGAGUUGGUAAUCUUUUCGGGCGACCGAUCGGACACUAGGACUGCCAACGGAUUGAGCAGAGUGGGGUGA
Messenger RNA from Gongylonema pulchrum, 399 nucleotides. Lineage: Eukaryota; Metazoa; Nematoda; Chromadorea; Rhabditida; Gongylonematidae. The record is from the annotation of a GenBank genome assembly.